GCUGGCUGAGCUAGUCCAUUGAGCUGGAAAAGAAGAUGGGAAUGCCGCAACCGGCUGCUACUAUCUCUUUGCUCUUCCUCAUUUGUUGCAGUCAAAUGUUUUCAAAAGUUCAUGGCUUAAGCAAUGGAGCUAUUAUUCUUUCUCGAUACAACUAUGCAUCAACAUCAUAUUACUAUGGCAUAGUGAGAGUAUAUUAUAAUGGAUGGGGUAACAUAUGUAAUGACUACUAUUUCGAUUCAGCUGAAGCUAAUGUCAUUUGUCAUCAGUUGGGAUACACUGGAGCUUCAAGCUACUCUAGAGCUGGACUAACUAGCUAUGGUACCGACUACUAUUUUAUGAAGUGGGAUGAUGUUAACUGUGGUAGUAAUUCAUACCUGUCCAUUGCUCAAUGUUCCUACUCUACAUACAUUGACAGUGGUUGUGUUAACAGUAACAGUUAUGAUGCUACUGUAUACUGCUAUACCACUAGGAUCUGGAACAGUAGUCCAUUCCCUGGUAUGGUACGUCUUCAAGAUGGAGUUUAUUCUAAUGAAGGACGUGUUGAGGUUUAUUGUAAUGGACAGUGGGGGACAAUAUGCAGUGAUGGGUUUGACUCUACUGAUGCCAACACUAUCUGCAAGCAACUGGGAUAUGAUUCAUUUGCGAUUUUUAAUGGAUCAAAUUCCACUUAUGCUAAUAGCAGUCAGUCUAUAUGGAUUACUGGCAUGUACAGUGCCUCAAGUGAUGUAUGUUUGACUCAAAGUAAUUCCUGUCCUAGCAGUGGAGUGAUGAAUUGCUCUAAUUCUAGUAUUGUAUCAAUCGAAUGCUCUGAGAGUUCUACUUUUACUAGGUAUACUGCUGAUGUUCAGUCUUGUAAUUUGGAUGGUACUGUUAAAGGAACAAUCAUUCUCUCUCGUAACAAUGUGGCAUCAACAUCAUUUUAUUAUGGAGUAGUGAGAGUGUAUUAUAAUGGAUGGGGGAACAUAUGUGAUGACUCCUCUUACAGUUACACUGAAGCUAAUGUUAUUUGUCAUCAGUUGGGAUACACUGGAGUUUCAAGCUACUCUAGAGCUGGACUAACAAGUUAUGGUACAGACUAUCUCCCUAUGAAAUGGGAUGAUGUUAUUUGUGUCAGUAGCAGCUAUUUAUCUAUUGCUCAAUGUUCCUAUACUACUUACAUUGACAGUGGUUGUGUUAACAGUAACAGUUAUGAUGCUACAGUAUACUGCUAUGCCACUAGGAUCUGGAAUAGUAAUCCAUUCCCUGGUAUGGUACGUCUUCAAGAUGGAGAUUAUUCUAAUGAAGGACGUGUUGAGGUUUAUUGUAAUGGACAGUGGGGGACAAUAUGCAGUGAUGGGUUUGAUAGCUAUGAUGCUACUACACUUUGCAAGCAACUAGGCUUUAAAAGCUAUUCAAUUUUUUCAGCAUUACCUAGUAACUCUAGUCAGCCUAUAUGGAGUGACAGUAUGUACAGUACAUCAUAUGACGUGUGUUAUGGGUCAAGAAAUGGCUGUCCAAUGAAUUCAGUCACUAACUGCUCUCAUCUUAAUGAUUUGUUUUUGAAAUGCAGUGACAGUUCUUCAUUCUCUGUUGUGACCAAUACAAAAGUAACAUGUUCACAAGUAUUAGAUGGUGUGCCUGAUGCUGUUAAUGGAGUAAUUGUUUUGUCUCGAAACAAUAUAUCAUCAACUACUUAUUACUAUGGAACAAUUAGGGUCUAUUAUAAUGGAUGGGGUAAUAUUUGUGAUGACUACUUCUAUGGUUAUACUGAAGCUAAUGUCAUUUGUCAUCAGUUGGGAUACACUGGAGCUUCAAGCUACUCUAGAGCUGCUAGUGUCAGUUAUGGUACAGACUAUCUUUCUAUGAAAUGGGAUGAUGUUAACUGUGCCAGUAGCAGCUAUUUAUCCAUUGCUCAAUGUUCCUACUCUACUAUCAUUGAGAGUGGCUGUGUUAACAGUAACAGUUAUGAUGCUACUGUAUACUGCUAUACUACUAGAAUCUGGAACAGUAGCCCAUUCCCUGGUAUGGUACGUCUUCAAGAUGGAAUUUAUUCUAAUGAAGGACGUGUUGAGGUUUAUUGUAAUGGACAGUGGGGGACAAUAUGCAGUGACGGGUUUGACUCUACUGAUGCCAACACUCUCUGCAAGCAACUGGGAUAUGAUGGUUAUAACAGCUUUGAUCACACCUCAAGAAUUAAUAACACUAUUCAGCCUAUAUGGAGCACCAACAUGUAUAGUACAGCAAGUCAUAGGUGCUUUGGGUCUGGAAACUCUUGUCCAUCAGCUUCAGUGACCAAUUGCUCUCAGUUGAAUGACGUUAUACUUACAUGCAGAGACAUCUCAUCUUCUUCCAGACAAACUGUUAUUCAGUCAUCUUGUUCUGGACUUACUUCAGACUCUGUAUCUAAUGGAGCAAUUAUUUUGUCUCGUAACAAUUUACAAUCACCUUAUUAUUAUUAUGGAACAAUUAGAGUGUAUUAUAAUGGAUGGGGUAACAUAUGUGAUGACUACUUCUAUGGUUAUGCUGAAGCUAAUGUCAUUUGUCAUCAGUUGGGAUAUACUGGAGCUUCAAGCUACUCUAGAGCUGGACUAACAAGUUAUGGUACAGACUAUUUUUCUAUGAAAUGGGAUGAUGUUAACUGUGUCAGUAGCAGCUAUUUAUCUAUUGCUCAAUGCACCUACUCUACUGUCAUUGACAGUGGUUGUGUUAACAGUAACAGUUAUGAUGCUACUGUAUACUGCUAUACAACUAGGAUCUGGAAUAGUAAUCCGUAUGAUGGUAUGGUACGUCUUCAAAAUGGUGAUUAUUCUAAUGAAGGACUUGUUGAAGUGUAUUGUAAUGGACAGUGGGGGACAAUAUGCAGCACUGGAUUUAGCACAAGUGAUGCUAAUACUAUUUGUAGACAGCUUGGAUAUGACUCUGGUUUAAGAAGAUAUGAUUCAUUAUAUGGUAAUACAAGUCAGCCUAUCUGGAGUACUAACAUGUACAGUACAUCAUAUGCUACAUGCUUUGGUUCAAGUAACAGUUGUCCUUCAAGUUCUAUCACUAGUUGCUCUCACUUCAGUGAUGUCUCAGUUACAUGCAGAGAAACAUAUUCUUAUACUAGAUAUUCUACUACUUCGUCUACUUGUUCUGGAUUAUUGUCCAAUUCAAACUCUAUAUCUAAUGGAGCAAUUAUAUUGUCUCGUUACAAUAUUUCAUCAAAUUUAUAUUACUAUGGAACAAUUAGAGUCUAUUAUAAUGGAUGGGGUAACAUUUGUGAUGACUACUAUUAUAAUUCAGCUGAAGCUAAUGUCAUUUGUCAUCAGUUGGGAUACACUGGAUAUUCAAGCUACUCUAGAGCUGGUAGUGUCAGUUAUGGUACAGACUAUCUUUCUAUGAAAUGGGAUGAUGUUAACUGUGCCAGUAGCAGCUAUUUAUCUAUUGCUCAAUGUACCUACUCUACUAUCAUUGACAGUGGUUGUGUUAACAGUAACAGUUAUGAUGCCACUGUAUACUGCUAUACCACUAGGAUCUGGAACAGUAAUCCAUAUGAUGGUAUGGUACGUCUUCAAGAUGGAGAUUAUUCUAAUGAAGGACGUGUUGAGGUUUAUUGUAAUGGACAGUGGGGGACAAUAUGCAGUGAUGGGUUUGACUCUACUGAUGCCAGCACUAUCUGCAAGCAACUGGGAUAUGAUUCCUUUGCAAUGUUCAAUGGAUCAAAUUCCCAUUAUGCUAAUAACAGUCAGCCUAUAUGGACUACUAGCUUGUACAGUGCCUCAAGUGAUGUAUGUUUUACUCAAAGUAACUCCUGUCCUAGCAGUGAAGUGUUGGAUUGCUCUAAUUCUAGUAUUGUAUCUGUUGAAUGCUCUGAGAGUUCUACUUUUACAAGGUAUACUGCUGAUGUUCAGUCUUGUAAUUUAGAUGGUACUGUUAAGGGAACAAUUAUUCUCUCUCGUAACAAUGUGGCAUCAUCAUCUUAUUACUAUGGAACAAUUAGAGUGUAUCAUAAUGGAUGGGGUAACAUAUGUGAUGACUAUGCUUACAGUUAUACUGAAGCUAAUGUCAUUUGUCAUCAGUUGGGGUACACUGGCAUUUCAAGCUACUCUAGAACUGGACUAACAAGUUAUGGUACAGACUAUCUUCCUAUGAAAUGGGAUGAUGUUAACUGUGCCAGUAGCAGCUAUUUAUCUAUUGCUCAGUGUUCCUACUCUACUUACAUUGACAGUGGUUGUGUUAACAGUAACAGUUAUGAUGCUACUGUAUACUGCUAUACGACAAGGAUAUGGAACAGUAAUCCAUAUGCUGGUAUGGUACGUCUUCAAGAUGGAGAUUAUUCUAAUGAAGGACGUGUUGAGGUUUAUUGUAAUGGACAGUGGGGGACAAUAUGCAGUGAUGGGUUUGACUCUACUGAUGCCAACACUCUCUGCAAGCAACUGGGAUAUGAUUCAUCCUCGUUCUUUCAUCUUUCAUAUUAUUCAAAUGACAAUUUACCAUUUUGGACUUCUAACAUGUAUAGUACUGGAUAUGAUUUGUGUUUUAAAGAGCACAAUAAUUGUCCCAACACUUCAGUGACUAGUUGCUCCUACUCCAAUAGUAUAUCAAUCCAGUGCACUGAUAUUGCUUCAUACAAUAGACUUAAUAUUGAGCAAAAUACUUGUACUAAACUGCCAGACUUACUUCAUGCUACAAAUGGAACAAUCAUCCUAUCUCGUAAUAACACAUCAUCAGCUUCUUAUUACUAUGGAACUGUUAGAGUGUAUGAUAAUGGAUGGGGCAAUAUAUGUAAUGACUACUAUUUUGAUUCAGCUGAAGCUAAUGUCAUUUGUCAUCAGUUGGGAUUUACUGGAGCUUCAAGCUACUCUAGAGCUGGACUAACUAAUUAUGGUACAGACUAUCUUUCUAUGAAAUGGGAUGAUGUUAACUGUGCCAGUAGCAGCUAUUUAUCCAUUGCUCAAUGUUCUUAUUCUACUUACAUUGACUAUGGUUGUGUUAACAGUAACAGCUAUGAUGCUACUGUGUACUGCUAUACCACAAGGAUAUGGAACAGAAAUCCAUAUGAUGGUAUGGUACGUCUUCAAGAUGGAGAUUAUUCUAAUGAAGGACAUGUUGAGGUUUAUUGUAAUGGACAGUGGGGGACAAUAUGCAGUGAUGGGUUUGACUCAAAUAAUGCUAACGCUAUCUGCAAGCAACUGGGAUAUGAUACAUCAUUCAGUUUUAAUAAUUUUUCAUUACAUGAGAAUUCUAAUAACUCAACAGUAUGGAGUCGCUCUGUUCCUAAUUUACCCACUGAUGUUUGCUUUGUAACUGAUACUUGUCCAUCAUCUUUGGUGUCAAAUUGUAAAAAUGCAGUUGCUGUCAAUUGUGGUGAAAAAUCUAUCUCAACAAGACGAACUGUGACUGCUGCAACUUGUAAUCAAUACUAUUCUCAAGCUGCUGCAGGGACUAUUAUUCUAUCUCGUAAUAAUGUGUCUUCAACCUCUUAUUACUAUGGAGUAGUGAGGGUGUACUAUUAUGGUUGGGGUAAUAUUUGUGAUGAUUACUAUUAUACCUCUUAUGAAGCUAAUGUCAUUUGUCAUCAGUUGGGAUACACUGGAGCUUCAAGUUACUAUAGAGCUGGACUAACUAGUUAUGGUACAGAUUAUCUUUCUAUGAAAUGGGAUGAUGUUAACUGUGCCAGUAGCAGCUAUUUAUCUAUUGCUCAAUGUUCCUAUUCUACUUACAUUGACUAUGGUUGUGUUAAUAGUAACAGUUAUGAUGCUACUGUAUACUGCUAUACCACAAGGAUAUGGAACAGUAAUCCAUAUGCUGGUAUGGUACGUCUUCAAGAUGGAGAUUAUUCUAAUGAAGGACGUGUUGAGGUUUAUUGUAAUGGACAGUGGGGGACAAUAUGCAGUGAUGGGUUUGACUCUACUGAUGCCAACACUAUCUGCAAGCAACUGGGAUAUGAUUCAUUCUCAUUUUUUCAUCUUUCAUAUGAUUCAAAUGACAGUUUGCCAUUUUGGAGUUCUAACAUGUAUAGUACUAGAUAUGAUUUGUGUUUUAAAGAGCACAACAACUGUCCCAACACUUCAGUGACUAGUUGCUCCUACACCAACAGUAUAUCAAUCCAGUGUACUGACACUUCUACUUACAAUAGGCUUGAUGUACAACAAAAUACAUGUGCUAAUGUUCCUGACUAUCUUCGAAUGAAAUGGGAUGAUGUCAACUGUGGUGAUAGUGACUAUCUUUCUAUCUUUCAGUGUUCUCAUUCUACUAUCAUUGACAGUGGUUGUGUCAAUAGUAACAGUUAUGAUGCUACUGUAUAUUGCUAUACCACUAGAAUCUGGGAUAGUAAUCCAUUCUCUGGUAUGAUACGUCUUCAAGAUGGAGAUUAUUCUAAUGAAGGACGUGUUGAGGUUUAUUGUAAUGGACAGUGGGGGACAAUAUGUAGUGAUGGGGUUGAUGGGUAUGAUGCUACUACACUUUGUAAGCAACUAGGCUUUAAAAGCUAUUCAACUUUUUCUGCACUACCUAGUAACUCUAGUCAGCCUAUAUGGAGUGACAGUAUGUACAGUACAUCUUAUGAUGUGUGUUAUGGGUCAAGCAAUAGCUGUCCAAUAAAUUCAGUCACUAACUGCUCUCAUCUUAAUGAUCUAUUUUUGAAGUGCAGUGACACCUCUUCAAUCUCUGUUGUUACAAAUACAAAGGCAUCAUGCUCACAUGUAUUAGAUGGUGUCCCUGAUGCUGUUAAUGGAGCUAUUGUUUUGUCUCGUAACAAUAUAUCAUCAACUACUUAUUACUAUGGAACAAUUAGAGUCUAUUAUAAUGGAUGGGGUAACAUUUGUAAUGACUACUAUUAUAAUUCAGCUGAAGCUAAUGUCAUUUGUCAUCAGUUGGGAUACACUGGAGCUUCAAGCUACUCUAGAGCUGGUCGUGUGAGUUAUGGUACAGACUAUCUUUUUAUGAAAUGGGAUGAUGUUAACUGUGUCAGUAGCAGCUAUUUGUCUAUUGCUCAGUGUUCCUAUUCUACUUACAUUGACAGUGGUUGUUAUAAUAGUAACAGUUAUGAUGCUACUGUAUACUGCUAUACCACAAGGAUCUGGAACAGUAAUCCAUAUGAUGGUAUGGUACGUCUUCAAGAUGGAGAUUAUUCUAAUGAAGGACGUGUUGAGGUUUAUUGUAAUGGACAGUGGGGAACAAUAUGCAGUGAUGGUUUUGACUCUAAUAAUGCUAACACAAUCUGCAAGCAACUGGGAUAUGAUGUAUCAUUAAGUUUUUAUAAUUUUUCACUACAAGAGAAUGUUAGUGAUGCAGCAGGAUGGAGUCACUCUAUUCGUAAUUUACCGACUGAUGUAUGCUUUGUAACUGAUACUUGUUCAGUUUCUUUAAUUUCAAAUUGUAAAAUUGCAGCUGCUCUCAAUUGUGGUGAAAAGUCUACGUUGACAAGACGAACUGUGACUGCUUCAACUUGCAGUCAAUACUAUUCUCAAGCAGCUGCUGGAACUAUUAUUCUAUCUCGUAAUAAUGUGUCUUCAACCACUUAUUACUAUGGAAUAGUAAGGGUGUACUAUAAUGGUUGGGGGAACAUUUGUGAUGACAGCUAUUAUAAUUCAGCUGAAGCUAAUGUCAUUUGUCAUCAGUUGGGAUACACUGGAGCUUCAAGCUACUCUAGAGCUGGACUAACUAGUUAUGGUACAGACUAUCUUCGAAUGAAAUGGGAUGAUGUCAACUGUGGUGACAGUGAUUAUCUUUCUAUCUUUCAGUGUUCACAUUCUACUAUCAUAGACAGUGGUUGUGUUAACAGUGACAGUUAUGAUGCUACUGUAUACUGCUAUACCACUAGGAUUUGGGAUAGUAAUCCUUUCUCUGGUAUGAUACGUCUUCAAGAUGGAGAUUAUUCUAAUGAAGGACGUGUUGAGGUUUAUUGUAAUGGACAGUGGGGGACAAUAUGCAGUGAUGGGGUUGAUAGUUAUGAUGCUACUACACUUUGCAAGCAACUAGGUUUUAAGAACUAUGCAAUUUUUUCAGCAUUACCUAGUAACUCUAGUCAGCCUAUAUGGAGUGACAGUAUGUACAGUACAUCAUAUGAUGUGUGUUAUGGCUCAAGCAAUAGCUGUCCAAUGAAUUCAGUCACUAACUGCUCUCAUCUUAAUGAUCUAUUUUUGAAGUGCAGUGACACUUCUUCAUUUUCUGUUGUGACCAACACAAAAGCAUCAUGCUCACAAGUAUUAGAUGGUGCGCCUGAUGCUGUUAAUGGAGCUAUUGUUUUGUCUCGUAACAAUAUAUCAUCAACUACUUAUUACUAUGGAACAAUUAGAGUCUAUCAUAAUGGAUGGGGGAACAUUUGUGAUGACUACUAUUAUAAUUCAGCUGAAGCUAAUGUCAUUUGUCAUCAGCUGGGAUACACUGGAUAUUCUAGCUACUCUAGAGCUGGUCGUGUCAGUUAUGGUACAGACUAUCUUUCUAUGAAAUGGGAUGAUGUUAACUGUGUCAGUAGCAGCUAUUUAUCUAUUGCUCAAUGUUCCUACUCUACUAUUAUUGAUUAUGGUUGUGUUAACAGUAACAGUUAUGAUGCUACUGUAUACUGCUAUACCACAAGGAUAUGGAACAGUAGUCCAUUCCCUGGUAUGGUACGUCUUCAAGAUGGAGAUUAUUCUAAUGAAGGACGUGUUGAAGUUUAUUGUAACGGACAGUGGGGGACAAUAUGCAGUGAUGGGUUUGACUCUACUGAUGCCAACACUCUCUGCAAGCAACUGGGAUAUGAUGGUUAUGACAAAUUUAAUCACACCUCAAGAUUUAAUAACUCAAUUCAGCCUAUAUGGAACACCAACAUGUAUAGUACAGCUAGUCAUAGGUGCUUUGGUUCUGGAAACUCUUGUCCAUUAGCUUCAGUGACCAAUUGCUCUCAGUUGAAUGAUGUUACACUUACAUGCAGAGACAUCUCAUCUUCUUCCAGACAAACUGUUACUCAGUCCACUUGUCCUGGACUUAUUCUUAGCUCUGUUUCUAAUGGAGCACUUAUUUUAUACCGCAGCAACAUACAAUCACCUUCUUAUUAUUACGGAGUAGUGAGAGUGUAUUAUAAUGGAUGGGGUAACAUAUGUGAUGACUACUCUUACAGUUACUCUGAAGCUAAUGUCAUUUGUCAUCAGUUGGGAUACACUGGAGUUUCAAGCUACUCUAGAGCUGGACUAACAAGCUAUGGUACAGACUAUGUUUCUAUGAAAUGGGAUGAUGUUAACUGUGUCAGUAGCAGCUAUUUAUCCAUUGCUCAAUGUGCCUACUCUACUUACAUUGACAGUGGUUGUGUUAACAGUAACAGUUAUGAUGCUACUGUAUACUGCUAUACCACUAAAAUCUGGAACAGUAAUCCAUAUGCUGGUAUGGUACGUCUUCAAGGUGGAUAUUAUUCUAAUGAAGGGCGUGUUGAGGUUUAUUGUAAUGGACAGUGGGGAACAAUAUGCAGCACUGGAUUUAGUACAAGUGAUGCUAAUACUAUUUGUAGACAGCUUGGAUAUGACUCUGGUUUAAGAAGAUAUGAUUCAUUAUAUGGCAAUACAAGUCAGCCAAUCUGGAGUACUAACAUGUAUAGUACAUCAUAUGCUACAUGCUUUGGUUCCAGUAACAGUUGUCCUUCAAGCUCUAUCACUAGUUGCUCUCACUCCAGUGAUGUCUCAGUUACAUGCAGAGAAGCAUAUUCUUCUACUAGAUAUUCUACUACUUCGUCUACUUGUUCCGGAUUAAUUUCUAAUUCAAACUCUGUAUCUAAUGGAGCACUCAUUUUGUCUCGCAACAAUGUACCAUCACCUUCUUAUUAUUAUGGAACAAUUAGAGUGUAUUAUAAUGGAUGGGGUAACAUAUGUUACGACAACUAUUAUAGUUACACUGAAGCUAAUGUCAUUUGUCAUCAGUUGGGAUACACUGGAGCCUUAAGCUACUCUAGAGCUGGUCAUGUCAGUUAUGGUACAGACUAUUUUUCUAUGAAAUGGGAUGAUGUUAACUGUGCCAGUAGCAGCUAUUUAUCUAUUGCUCAAUGUUCUUACUCUACUUACAUUGACAGUGGUUGUGUUAAUAGUAACGGUUAUGAUGCUACUGUAUACUGCUAUACCACUAGGAUAUGGAACAGUAGUCCAUAUGCUGGUAUGAUACGUCUUCAAGGUGGAUAUUAUUCUAAUGAAGGACUUGUCGAAGUGUAUUGUAAUGGACAGUGGGGGACAAUAUGUAGCACUGGAUUUAGUACAAGUGAUGCUAAUACUAUUUGUAGGCAGCUUGGAUAUGACUCUGGUUCAAGGAGAUAUGAUUCAUUAUAUGGCAAUACAAGUCAGCCAAUCUGGAGUACUAACAUGUACAGUACAUCAUAUGCUACAUGCUUUGGUUCCAGUAACAGUUGUCCUUCAAGCUCUAUCACUAGUUGCUCUCACUCCAGUGAUGUCUCAGUCACAUGCAGUGAAAUUUAUUCUACUACUAGAUAUACUACUACUUUAUCUACUUGUUCUGGAUUAAUAUCUAAUGCUGGUUCUGCAGCCGCUGGUACAAUAGUUCUUUAUCGUAAUGGGGUUUCUUCAUCUUCAUACUAUUACGGCAUUGUGCAACUUUAUUAUAAUAGUAUAUGGGGUAACAUUUGUGAUGACAAUUAUUACAGUUCCUCAGAAGCUGAUGUCAUUUGUCAUCAGUUGGGAUACACUGGAGCUUCAAGCUACUCUAGAGCUGGAAGAACAAGUUAUGGGACUGAUACUAAUCAAAUGAUAAUUGAUGAUGUGAAGUGUGCUAAUAGCAACUAUUUAACUUUAUCACAAUGCUCCUUUUCUACAUACAUUGAUAGUGGGUGCACUAACACCAAUUCCUAUGAUGCUACAGUCUACUGCUAUACUAGUAGAAUUUGGAGCAGCCCAUACACUGGUAUGCUACGUCUUCAAGGAGGAAAUUACUCCAAUCAAGGACGAGUAGAAGUAUAUUGUAAUGGACAGUGGGGAACAAUAUGUGAUGAUGGGUUCAGUUCAACUGAUGCUAGAACUGUCUGCAAACAGUUAGGAUACAGUAGCUAUUACAGAUAUGACCAUUUGUCUCUGCCUGAUAAUUACAGUAAACCAAUAUGGUCUGCUCAUUUUUCAAGCACUGCAUCAAGUACUUGCUUCAAUUCAAGGAAUUCUUGUCCCAUUUCCAGUAUUACAUCAUGUACACAUUCAGAAGAUGUCACUGUAGCUUGCUCAUAUUCUUCAUCAUCAACGAGUGUAUCAACUGUAGGAUACUGCAACAGCAAUAUUACAACUACUAGAUCUAAUCAGGGUACUUCAGUUAUUGGAGGAGCUAUUGGUGGUACAUUUGGUGUCAUUAUUUUAAUUAUAUUAAUAGCAGUGAUUUUUGCUGUUUUCUAUACUUAUGCUAAGAAACGACACUCCAGAAGAAUGACACCAGACAGGUCCACAGUUCUAAGAAAUGUUGCAACUAACGACGAAUCAAAUAUUCAAUUAAAUACUAUACCUUCAAAAACACAAGAAUGGCAGGAACCACCUCAAUACGUUGCAUCACCCACUAAUGUCUUGAAUCAUCCUCCACCACCAUCAUUUCCUCCUAAUGCUACUUCUCAUGGAGGAUAUUAUGUUUAUGUUCCACAAAGCAUGGCAUUACCUCCAUCAGCUCAAUUUUAUCCAUACCCUGUUGCCACUUUGCAACAAACUCCCAGAGAUCCUGAUGAAGGAGAGAAAUCAGAAGCAAAUGCUGAUCCCAUUCGUGAGGCAGAGCCCCCUCAAUAUGAUGCAAUUUAUGAAAAUACUGAUUUGUAACAGUAUUUGAUAUAAUAUAAGAGCAUUUACUAAACAUUUGUAUUUUGUGUGUUUAAUUUCACUUUUAUAUGACUUGCUGUUUCUAUUUUAGAAUUUUUGCU
Molecule: messenger RNA, 11824 nt
Organism: Amphimedon queenslandica
Lineage: Eukaryota; Metazoa; Porifera; Demospongiae; Haplosclerida; Niphatidae
Exons: 78
Coding region: 36-11723 (3895 amino acids)
Cellular component (GO): membrane
Source: RefSeq, a predicted model, not a curated record